AUGAUUUCAUAUCCAGAAACAGAACAAUUUCGACAUGUCAUCACCGAAGUCACAAAACAUGUUCGACAAUCCGAGGAAGACCGAGACAAAGAACUACCGACAUUGAAAUUUAUUGGUACUGUGAAAUUACAUGGAACCAAUUCAGCAAUUGGUUAUCACAAAGAUUUAGGACAUUGGCUUCAAUCUAGGAAUAAUAUUCUUACGCCGCUAAAAGAUAAUGUUGGUUUUGCUCAGAGUAUGAAUCGAUUAGCAGAUCAACUUUUUCAUGAGUAUAUUCUUCCUGCAAGUUCAGUAAUUCGAGAAUAUUACGAGCAAGGUCGUAAAAUUGUCGUCUACGGCGAAUGGUGUGGUGGAAAUAUUCAAAAGAAUGUUGCUAUAUCUGGUCUACCGAAAAUGUUUGUGAUAUUUAAAAUACGAAUUGUUGAAGAAAUCGAAACAACAGUCAAAGAGGAGAACGAUCAAGAUGACACUGAUGAACGUACAACAAAAAUUAAAAAGCAUUCAGUUUGGAUUGACCCAAAAGAGUGGUCGAGUGUGAAAUGGCAUGAAAAAUCGAUUUAUAACAUUUAUGAUUUUCCUACGUAUGAAAUCGAUAUUGAUUUCAACUCUCCACUACUUUCACAAAAUAAACUUAUUGAAAUUACUGAAGAAGUCGAACGUCAAUGUCCUGUUGGUACAUAUUUCAAACAAAUAGGUAUUGGCGAAGGUGUUGUAUGGACUGAGUGGGAGAAAACUCGAGGUGGGUUAACAUUUAAAGUUAAAGGAGAAAAACAUUCGGCUAGUAAAGUUAAAAUAUUAGCACUGGUAGAUGCAGAAAAGUUAGCAAAUUUACAAGAAUUUGUAGAAUAUGCAUGUACAGAAAAUCGAAUGCGUCAAGGCCUUGAUUAUUUACGUGAACAACAAAUAACUAUUGAAAUGAAGAAUAUUGGAACAUUUAUUAAAUGGUUGGUAAAUGAUAUUAUCAAAGAGGAGAAAGAUACAAUGGAAGAGUCAAAUAUCGAUCCGAAAGAUGUUGGACGUGGAAUACAAAGCAAAGCAAAAACGUGGUUUCGGAAGAAUUUAUCUUAG
This is a messenger RNA of Rotaria socialis, 1068 nucleotides long. The record is from the annotation of a GenBank genome assembly. NCBI's taxonomy places the organism in Eukaryota, Metazoa, Rotifera, Eurotatoria, Philodinida, Philodinidae.